AGGGCGGGCGUACCGUGCGUUUCCCUGUAAGUCCGUGUAAUGAAUUCAGCUUUCUAAGUGAGAUAUCAAAACCUUGUUCCAGUGGUUUGUAGCUUGGACUUAGCGAGAUCGUGCGUGAUUAUUUCACGGUAAAGAGGAAAUGAAUCUUCGGCCGUGGCGAUAAAGGUGAAAGUCUAAUGAUGGCAUUGAACAGCCCUAGCGGGUAUCCUCCACUCUCCCCAAAACCACUCACACCGAAGAGUCCGCGUCACUUCAUAUUCCCUCAAAAGAGUCCUUCCAUCACAUCCAGUACAUCUUCCUCGGGUUAUUAUACUCCACAAUCCGGAUGCAGUUACGAUAAGCAUGGUCCGCCAAAGAGUCCAAUCGCUCACGGUCACCGCAGCCCAGCAAGUCCGCGGCACUUUCAUUUCCCUCAAGUUGCAGAAUCGCCCUGCGAACGCACCAGUCCCAGCCACAUCGAUCGAUCGCACCACGGCCUUCACUACACCACAUCUCUCAAACAUAGUCGCCGCGAAAACUCCAGAUCACCGAAGCCUCCUCCAGUGCAUAUCCAUACAAACCCCGGCUACGUAUCUCCUAAUAGAAUGAGGAAACUGUACGGUUCGACUUCCACAGUGGGUUCACCACGGCUGGUGACGUCUCCCAGCAUUAUAUCGAGUCACACGGAUGAUUCUACGGAUGCGAUGCCUGCCACGCCGUCCGCUAUCGUCAACGACGCGGACGACGAAGCGACCGAAACCUCUUCAAGGGUUUGCCGAAAAUCCACAUCAGACUUGACCGAUUUAACGGAAGACACGCCUCAGACGCGAUCGACGAGCAUCAGUAGACCAUGUUCCCCGAUGCGAAGAGGUUCGAUGAAGGGAGGGUUGGCAUAUUUGGCGAGUAGACGGGGCUCGCGAGAGUCAACGGUGUCCAAUUGUGAUUCAGUAGAAGACAUUGGACCGCUCAAUUUCCAAAAUACGAUGCGUGGUCGACAGAGAAGAACCUCAAAUUUCUUGGAAUUACCAGUCGUAGAACACUCAAGACCAAGAGUUUGCUCGUUACCAGAGAAACCCUACAACCCUCGAUUAUCAGAUGACCUAUACAGGCUAAGAACAUUUUCCAUCACCACCAAAGGCGGAGUGGUGAAUUGCGGUGACUCCAUCUGCAACCGCCGUAGCAGAUCUAAUACUUCUGUGAACUCUACUAACAGCAGAGCAUCAGACAGAUCGCCUUUCGACGGUUCGUGCUGCUCCGGCUAUCGGCCAGUUGACUCCGCCAGCCUCGACACUCCUGACGACGAUGAACUUGAUCCGAUACCAAAAUAUCGAGUGGUACUAUUGGGUGAUUCCGGUGUCGGUAAAACUGCUCUCGUAUCUCAAUUCAUGACGUCAGAGUACAUGAACACUUACGACGCGAGUUUGGUAAAACGCGAUGAUGAGUUCGGGGAGAAGUCAGUGUCAGUUUUGUUGGAUGGUGAAGAAUCCGAACUCAUAUUCAUUGACCAUCCAAGUACAGAAAUGUCGGUGGAAAACUGCCUAUCGACUUACGAGCCCCACGCCUGCGUGAUUGUAUACUCCGUGGUUGCCAGGAGCUCGUUUAUCAGGGCUAAUGAACUGUUAUCCUACCUGGCAAGAGAGCAGUUCACAGUAGAACGGACAGCGGUUCUUGUGGGGAACAAAGCGGAUCUAGCGAGGGCUAGGCAGGUCUCCACUAAUGAGGGUAAAGCUUUGGCGACGUCGAAAGACAGCAAAUUUAUAGAGACCUCGUCCGGAAUUCAGCACAAUGUGGACGAACUGCUGGUUGGCAUUUUGAAACAGAUACGGCUGAAGGAAAGCCGAGAUAAGAAACAUGCAAAGAAAAAACAGGAAUCUAAGCCUUCGAAGCUGGCCAGCUCUCGCACCCACAUCUCACUCAGUAUCGCACGGGAGCUCCUUCAGAAGAUCUGCAUUAACGACAUAUCUAAGUCUAAGUCCUGCGAAAAUUUACACGUUCUAUAAACUUUAAAAAAAAAACUAUUUUUAAGUAGUUAGCUGUGUGUUAAGUCUUCAAACACUUUUCGUUGAUCUUAAAGAGUGGUUUUUUUGUAUUACAACUCAUCAAUACUUUCAAAUCGUUAAAUAACUAGUAUUUACAAACAUUUGGUACCUAUCUACUGAGUGCUAUCGUACUGGAUAGUCACUGCACUUAAUUGGAUAAUGUUAUGAUGAUAUCCAUUUCAUUAGUUGCAGGCACAUUAAGUGGCUAUACAGACAAUUCAAUCAGUCGUCUUUUAAUCGAUACUUAAUGUCGUGGAAAGUACAAUUUUGUAAGGCCUGAACUCCUCAUAUGCUGCUGUCACACUUACUGCAAGAUGUCAGUGUUGUCAGCAUCGCAGUGUUAUGUUUGACCUAAUGUGCACCUAAUGUGUGACUUCGCGAACUAUAAGUAUACGCAACCGACAGCGUAAGAGAAAAUCAAGCUAUAGCCAGAAAUAUUCCAGUUAAAUGUUUUAAAAAUACUUAAACAUUCAAAAAUAUCGACAUUUGUUUCUUGGUUGUACUUAAUGAUAGACGGAUGCCUUCAAAGCUGAAAUAAAAAGAUAGUCUUAGGUAGAAGGCGAAGAGCUGCCAUCCUAAAUGUUGUUUGAGCAAGAUACUUUAUUUAGAUGUUUUGAAGUUUAUCUUCCAUUAUAUAUUUUAUGUAGGUAUAAAAUAUCAAUGAUUUUUUUUUCUAUAAGUAAACUUAAUCAGUUCACUGCACCAAAAGAGCCAAAUUAAAUAAAGUUUUAUCGGAAAAAAUAAAUUAAUUUUUAGUGAAAUAAUUAUCAUUCUUGAUUUGAUAUUAUGAGUAUAAUAUUAUGAGUUGCUAUCAUAACCUACAAAAUAUCGUUUUGUGAAUCUGCUUGCAUGAUACUUGCGUUUCUUAGACAAGUAAAAAAAAAGUAAAAGAUCUUGGUCUACAAGUAAAUACGAUCCCAUCAAAUUAUCUUAGAUAUUGUUGACAAAGAGCAAAGGAAGAGUCCUUGAGAAAUAAAUAUUAAUGUAGGUACAUACCUUUAUAAAGGUCAUAUUAUUGAAAUUGUUAAAGGUUGAAAACAAAGAUAGGUAUACUAAGAAAAUUAAAGGGUAUACUCUUGUUGUAGAAAAACUACUGUAAGAAUUUGUCUUAGACCUUAAGUAAGACCAUCUGGUUAAUUACUUAAUUAACAAUUGAGGUUUUAACUUAUUUUUAUUUCUAUAUCGAUUUCUUUACAUAAAUGUUUUUGUGUAACGUCAGUGUAACGGUUUUAUGGAGGCACAGAUACUCCAUUUCACGUCCGCAUUUAUGUAAUUUUUGUCACUUGAUCUAGAGUAGUUGCAGCUCACUUGAACAGAACGAAGCGAAUAUCCAUGCCUACGGACAAUUUUUUUUUUUUGACUUUUUUUAAUAAAUAAUGUACUUAUUAUUGUUUACUGAGGUAGUAGUAAGUUUUCCCUGGUUGUGUAUUGUUCUUCCUCUUUUGUGUGCGUAUUACCGAUUAAUAAGUAGAAACCUUUAAAUGUUCGGCAUUAAAUCUGAUUAAUUAUAGUAUUCUCUAAAGAUUUAAAGUGUUAUAUGUUCUUUUUGGGGCCAUAUUCUUUCAGUUUUACAAAACAAUGUCAAGAAAUUAGCAGUUUUUCUUCAAAUCAUAAAAAGUCACAAUCCUUUACCAUAUUAUCAAUGUAACAACCAACUUGUGGGCAACUGAAAACUCAGCCCGUUCCAAAUUUUACUAAUCAAUUAUUAUUAUUAAUUAUUUUGGUACUUUUACUUACUUAAAUUGUUUUUCAUAUCUUGGCAACAAGUAUAUAUGUAACAACUAUCUAGGUUUCUAGAAUUAAUUUUCUAUUUUGCUACAUGGCCGAGGUACAAGGACAUCAGCUUUUCUAGUAAAUAGGAACGCGUAGGUUGACGUUUUUUCGAAUCGGGCCAUUUUUAUCCAUAAAACUCCUACAGGCUUGCGCGGAAUUCGUUUUGAUUAAGUUAAUUUGUUAUGCUGACGUAUUUCAGUCUCAACAUUUAGUUAGACCUCGUUCGCACGGGAGUUUUUUCACCCAGUGAACAUUAGUUUGGGAUAACUCAGAAAACAUUAAAAAAAAUAAGAAUGCAUAAAGACGCUAGAUUCGAAGGGUUGUACCUUUAAUUGUUUAGUGCACAAUCGUCAACAAUUUUUUGCCGUCCGACAUAACAACUUAACAUAUUAACAAAACAAAACUUUAUAUCAAAUUAAUCUACAACGCAAAUAAAAUGCUUAGGCAAUGCUAUGCAUGCUUAUGACUACCUAUAUUGACAUACCUACUCCUUCG
Messenger RNA from Maniola jurtina (meadow brown), 4286 nucleotides. RefSeq lists its product as uncharacterized. Lineage: Eukaryota; Metazoa; Arthropoda; Insecta; Lepidoptera; Nymphalidae. Gene Ontology annotation, cellular component: plasma membrane. Bases 177 to 1979 code for a protein of 600 amino acids. Gene Ontology annotation, molecular function: calcium channel regulator activity; GTPase activity; GTP binding. The transcript is spliced from 10 exons. The record is from RefSeq and is a predicted model, not a curated record.